Messenger RNA from Annulohypoxylon maeteangense, 3594 nucleotides. RefSeq lists its product as uncharacterized. NCBI's taxonomy places the organism in Eukaryota, Fungi, Ascomycota, Sordariomycetes, Xylariales, Hypoxylaceae. Gene Ontology annotation, cellular component: chromosome; nucleolus. Gene Ontology annotation, biological process: chromosome segregation; DNA topological change; DNA replication. The record is from RefSeq and is a predicted model, not a curated record. The transcript has 4 exons. Gene Ontology annotation, molecular function: DNA binding; DNA topoisomerase type I (single strand cut, ATP-independent) activity. Bases 530 to 3262 code for a protein of 910 amino acids.
CCUGGCAACCAGGCGAACAGACGAUCCGGCGUACCGCAACAGGACAACAGGGCCAACAGGCAUAACGGGGCAUUCUUUGGACUUCUUGGAUUCUUCCUACCCAGUCCAAUACGUACAUUUUCGUACAUAAUCUCCACUAUUUAGGACAAUAGCUGGCCAAUAGGAUCCACAGCGGACACGAUUGGUGGCUAACGGCUAGACUUCCAAUGAAGCCUUCUCUUCUUCUCAAGUCUUUCACUCAUCGACUCUGACUUUUCCCCUUCUAAUCUCACCAUUUCUCUCUCUUCUUCAUCCUCCCUGCUUGUCUGUACCUUCCAUCUCAUAGAUCGGGGUGGUGCACUACGGUGUAAUCCACCCUUCUACCACUUCUAAAAUCGCAUUCUCUCUUUCUUAAUCCAACUUUGCGCCACCUUCAUUCGCAUCCUUCGUCACUUCAACUGAAAACAAUCCCAUUUCCCGUCCAAACCUUUAACAUACUUACCACCUACCUCUUGAUCACUCCCGACCUCGCACACCUCACGCGCUCAACAUGUCUUCCGACUACUCUGACGACGAUAUGCCUCUGGCGAGAACUAACGGCCAACUUUCAUCUUCUACUAUCUCGAAAGCCGAAGACAAAGCUAUGGAUCGCCGUACCUCCACCAAAGCGAAGCCCGCCCCCGUGUCCAUUCGCAAUGGUCCAGUUAACAAUGAUGCAUCUCCACACACGAAUGGUAACGGAAAGCGCAAGUCGCGUGCCUCGAUAAACCAUGUGAGCUACAAGGACGAUUCAGAUUCUGAAGACGGUCGAUUGGCGAAGCGUCAAAAGAAAGUCAAGGUCGAUGAUUCCGAUGACGAAGUUCUUAGCAAGCGAAAAGUCAAACUUCCACCCGCUGCCGAUGAAACUGCCAUGGCUGAAGAUUCCGAUGAUGAUCAGCCGCUGAAUGCAAAACUUGCUUCCAAGAGAAAGGCCAUCGAGAAGAACGCGGAGAAGGAUGCCAAGGCUAUCCGUGCAAGCGAAUCUAAAUUGAAGAAGCCUACUCCUAAGAAGAUCGUUAAGGACGAGUCGGAUGACGAUGUGCCUUUAGCGGGUGCAAAGGGCAAGAAACGGCCAUCCAACGGCGUUAACGGAAAGAGCAAGCCGAACGGUAUGAAGAAAGAAGAAUCUGAUUCCGAUCAACCUAUUCGUAAGAAGGUCAAGACUGCUGUCGGUAAGACCAAAGCCAAGUCCGAAAAACCUACUCCCGUCAAGAAGACUCCUGCCAAGAAGGCUAAGAAGGAAGUGAGUGAAGAACCUGGAGACGGCGACGCUGAGGACGAGGAGGCAGAGUACCGCUGGUGGGAUGCUCCCAAAAAAGAAGAUGACAGCGUUAAGUGGACUACCCUUGAACACAACGGUGUCCUUUUCCCCCCAGAGUAUGAACCUCUACCGAAGAACAUCAAGCUCAUUUAUGAUGGCACUCCUGUCAAUCUUCAUGUCGAGGCCGAAGAGGUAGCCGGUUUCUUUGGUGCUAUGCUUAACUCGACCCACAACGUCGAGAAUCCCACGUUCCAGAAGAACUUCUUUAUUGACUUCACGGAGAUCCUUGAUCGAACGGGCGGCGCGACGGAUCGACAUGGAAAGAAGGUUAACAUCAAGGAGUUUACUAAACUAGACUUCAAGCCUAUCUUCGAAUACUACCAUGCUAAGAAUGAGGCCAAGAAAGCACGUCCAGCUGCCGAAAAGAAAGCCGAGAAGGCCGAAAGGGACAAGGCUGAGGCUCCCUACAUGUUCUGCAAAUGGGACGGUCGUAAAGAGAAAGUUGGCAACUUCAGAGUCGAACCUCCCGGCCUUUUCCGUGGUCGUGGUGAACACCCCAAGACCGGUAAGGUCAAGAAGCGUGUUUUGCCCGAGCAAAUUACUAUCAAUAUUGGGAAGGAUUCGAUGGUCCCCCCACCACCUGAAGGCCACAAGUGGAAGGCCGUUCAGCAUGAUAACAAGGCUACAUGGUUAGCAAUGUGGCAAGAGAACAUCAACGGCUCAUACAAGUAUGUCAUGCUAGGAGCUACUAGCGCUGUCAAAGGACAGAGCGACUUCAAGAAGUUCGAGAAAGCUCGAGAACUGAAAAAGCACAUUGCGAAGAUCCGCAAGGAUUACACCAAGGAUCUCAAAGCAGAAUCUAUGGCUGAUCGUCAACGAGCCACCGCUGUGUACUUGAUCGAUAAGUUUGCCUUGAGAGCUGGUAACGAGAAAGAUACUGAGAAUGAAGCCGAGACUGUUGGUUGUUGUUCACUCAAGUACGAACACGUAACACUUCGAGAACCCAACACAGUCAUCUUCGACUUCUUAGGUAAAGACAGUAUCAGGUUCUACGAUGAAGUUACUGUCGACCGACAAGUAUUCAAGAACUUGCGAGUUUUCAAGAAACCCCCAAAGAAGGAAGGUGACGAUAUCUUUGAUCGUCUCACUACCACUCAGUUAAACAAGCAUCUCUCGUCUUACAUGCAAGGAUUGACUGCAAAGGUUUUCCGUACAUACAACGCUUCUUACACCAUGUCAAAUCUACUCAGGGAUUUGAAGGUUUCCAGCGCUACUAUGGCUGAGAAAAUCAAGCUGUACAACGAUUGCAAUCGUGAGGUUGCUAUUCUUUGUAAUCACAAGCGGACUGUGGGCGCGGGUCACGAAGCGCAAAUGGAGAAGCUUGGUGAUCGAAUCAAGGGUCUUAAGUACCAAAAGUGGCGUAACAAGAUGAUGCUCUUGGACGUCGAUCCGAAGCAGAAGAAGAAGAAGGGCGCCGACUUUUUCCAGCAGGACGCAGAGCUCGACGAGGCUUGGAUACUGGAGCACCAGAGCUUCCUUGUCGAAGAGCAACGAACGAAGAUUCAGAAGAAGUUUGAGAAGGACAACCAAAAACGUCAAGAGGACGGAGAGAAGAUCAUGCCUGAUAAGGAACUUAAGGAGCGUCUCCAGGUUGCAGAUGACCUUGCGAAGAAAUUUAAGAAAGAGAACAAGUCUAAGAAGGUCGAAGCCGAAGGAAGAGGCCCCACAGUUGAUAAGAUUGAAGGAAACAUUCAGAAGAUCGAAGAACGCAUACGAACACUAGAACUCCAGGCCGCCGACCGUGAUGGUAACAAGGAGGUCGCUCUAGGCACCUCUAAGAUCAACUACAUUGAUCCUCGUCUCACCGUAGUCUUCGCAAAGAAGUUUGACGUUCCUAUUGAGAAGUUCUUCUCUAAGACCCUACGUGAGAAGUUUAAUUGGGCUAUUAAGUCCGUGGAGGAUGAUGACCAUUGGGAGUUUUAAGGGCGGUCUUGGAUCAUCCAUAUUCCUUGUAUUAACACAUACCCGCCUUGUUCAUCGUUAACGUCUAGAGUAUUUAAGACCAGACGGGAAAAGAAAAUGUUGGCAAGGUAUUUCGGGGGGAGGGGCUUAAGAUUUACAGAGGGGGCGAGAAAAAAACGGCAUGACCUGCCACGAUCAACAUUUAUGAUCGGAUUGGACCAGGUAUUCAGCAUGGCGCGGUGCGGUGCAUUCUAGGGGGUGUGAGCGGCCGGAUUGGCGACAGUUCGGAUUGAGAUUUUACUCGAGAUGUAACCAUCCAAGGCAGACAAAAAUACAAAGCGAUGCAUUGUUUA